This is a messenger RNA of Sycon ciliatum, 3052 nucleotides long. RefSeq lists its product as uncharacterized. The transcript has 2 exons. Bases 100 to 2766 code for a protein of 888 amino acids. The record is from RefSeq and is a predicted model, not a curated record. NCBI's taxonomy places the organism in Eukaryota, Metazoa, Porifera, Calcarea, Leucosolenida, Sycettidae.
ACACGCCGAGCUACAAGAGUUCAAAGUCUAGGUAACUUGAUCUGCUUCUCUCUAAGUAAGUUAGUUAGUUCUGGUGGAGCUAUUCGCUGAGCGGACGAAAUGGCCACUAUUCGCUCCCCCGCAUUCAUCGCCCUCCUGGGUUGGUGGCUGUCUGUGCUAACGUAUUCGGCAACGGCCGACCAGACGACCUUCGACUGUCCCAUGCGACAGCAAAUGCUGCAAUACGCACACAAGCUGCAGCCUUGGAGAAGCACCCACGCGUUCCAGCAGAUUGCAGACGCUCUCAACGGAGCAAAGGAAGCCCAACAUUGCAAUGUUUCGCUGCCUGAUGAGCUGCUGAGUAAGGAUGGAUAUCACAAUGGAGACGGACACCCUCGUAACAUCCCAUUCGUGCCUACUCCCGAAUCUGGAAGUCAGUAUUACGUAGAUACAGUCCACGGUAUUGAUACUAACAGUGGCACAGCACCCAAUCAAGCGUUCAAAACCAUCCAGAAAGCCGUAGAGGUAUCAAGGGGAAGUUCAGUGGAAAGACCAGUGACAGUACUGCUGCUGGCGGGUACGUACUACAUGAGUGAUGAAGCGCUAAGUCUUGGAUCAGCGGACAAUAAUCUGUCCUUUCAGAAUUACCAGGGAGCAGAGGUUUGGCUGAGUGGAGCCAGACUCAUUACACCUGAGUGGAAAGCCUAUAACGUGUCACCUGGAGUACAGUGGGAUGUUGUUACCAACCUGAACGCCUUCUUUGGUGAGGCGCCCAGCAAAAAUCUGGUGAACAAUGGCACGUACAGUACCUGGGAGUUGUGUGAAGCUGCAUGUCAGAAGAAUGGGUCGUGCAACACGUUCAUCUGGUGUGCGCAGCACCCAGGUUACGUGAAUCAAUGUUGGUUCCGGUUUGACCAUCAGUGGGCCUUACACGCCGAUAAGAAUAUUGUUAGCGGGCACAAAGUGUUCGGUCCAAAUGUCUAUGUGGCUGACUUGUCCGGGCUGGGAAUCGCCUCCAUCAAAGGCCUGCGUGUGAAUGGUUCCAGGGCUAUUCGUGCACGAUUCCCAAACGCGAAUCCAGAGGAAGGAUUUGGGUCCACCUUGCACCCGAAGUACCUGCCAAACACGCUGCCCGCUGAGCCCGAUUACACAGUGGCACCGACCACUCCAUUCCGAAACACUUCCGAUUCGUAUCAGUACUACACGGUGGGUGUGGGUGGACCCUGCUCAGAGUACGAUCCACCUGCAAGCUACUGGGCAUCUCCGAAGGACGUGGUGCGAGGGCAUGGCGUGUACAUGCCAUCGCAUCCAUCCGGCUUUGUCGGCGAUCCCUCCAUGUUCCCCAAUAUGCCGUACAAGGAUCCAACGACCGCCGUUGUUCACUGCUGGCGUACCGCUCACUGGUUCAGCCUUAUGUACUCGAUCAAGUCUUAUGACGAGACCAGCACAAACUUUACUUUUGACAAGGGAGGAUUUCAGGGUGCUGAGGGGGAUCCCAAGCACGCUGAAAUGUAUAUUGAGAACGUCUUUGAGGAACUCGACUUCCCAAUGGAGUGGUUCUAUGAUGAGCAUACACAGAUGCUCUACUACUUCCACAAUGGCACGGGUGCUCCACCGGCUGAUCUAGUGUUUGAGGUUGUUCAAAACCAAGUACUGGUCAAUAUGACUGGUACGCAACAGCUGCCUGUCAGGAAUAUCAGCUUCACGGGAAUCAACUUUCGAGACACUGCCUACACAUACCUAGAGCCCCAUGGCGUGCCAUCGGGCGGAGACUGGGGACUUCAGCGUACAGGUGCUAUAUUCUUGGAGGGCACUGAGCACGUCAUGUUUGACAGCUGUAUCUUUGAGCGGCUUGACGGCAUUGGAGUGAUGAUAUCCGGCUACAAUCGCUACGCAACCGUAACCAGGUCAGAGUUUGUCUGGAUCGGAGACAGUGCCAUUGCGUCGUGGGGAUACACCAGUGGUGUGCCUAAGGUUCCUGGCGUCGGCUGGGACGGUACGGACGGGAACCACCCUCGCUACAAUCAAAUCACCUACAACCUAGUUCAUGAACUGGGAAUCUGGGAGAAGCAAUCGUCGUUCUACUUCCAAGCCAAGUCCUGUAUGAACAAUAUCCACGGUAACAUUCACUACAACGGUCCACGUGCUGGUGUGAACUUCAAUGACGGUUUCGGUGGCGGAAGUAAUUUGACAGAGAAUGUUCUGUUCAAUACUUGUCGCGAGUCCGGAGAUCACGGACCGUUCAACAGCUGGGACAGGCAGGUGUUCACCUUUAUUCUGGACGAAGCCGGCCAACCAACAACCACCAAGCGUUUUGACAACAUUGCCUAUAACUACAUCCUGGAUAACUACGAUAGCCAGGAAGGCAUCGACAAUGAUGACGGCUCGGCGUACUACGAAACCCAUCACAACGUGUUCGUGUACAGCGGGAAUGGGAUGAAGAACGACUUCAACGGCCACGACAACCACCAUCACAACAACAUAUACGCGUAUGUCGGCCAUGGAUUUGGAAUCUGCGGCCAGCGAGAAGGGCACGUGGACAUGUUCUACAACAACACGCUCGUCCAGACGCGAGACGGUGACUAUGGUAACCCGGCAUGCUCCGGGCCCGGCAAGACCGUCGUCCAUGACAACAGUGUGUACACACCGACUGGCAGCGUAACCGAGUGUCGCAUGUCGCUGGCAGACUGGCAGAAGCAAGGUAAUGACCCGGGCACUACAGCUGCCAAGUACCCAGAGGACAAUGUCCUGCUCCAUGAGAUCAGCACCUUGCUCGAGAUCGACUGAACACACACCUCAUACAAAUCCACCAUAAUGAUCACUAUGAAGUGCGCAUCGGGUGAUAGAUAAAAUUUCCAAUAUUAGUUCGUGCAAAUGGCCAUUGAGAUUUUCUCCUUAUUUUAUGUGUUGCAAAUUUACAAGAAUUUUGUGAUUCAGAUGCUUUUCAUUCUUCUACGUUUUAAAGUUUGCAGGUUCCAUGAGUUCCAGAAUUUUUUUUAAAUCGGGCUUGAAAGUGCUACGUCACAGCCCGAGUCAUGGCAACGCUGGCUUUUGGAUGUACUUUGUGUAUGGA